Centruroides sculpturatus (bark scorpion) is the source of this 695-nucleotide messenger RNA. Its product is annotated as histone H2A-like. The record is from RefSeq and is a predicted model, not a curated record. Gene Ontology annotation, molecular function: structural constituent of chromatin; DNA binding; protein heterodimerization activity. Lineage: Eukaryota; Metazoa; Arthropoda; Arachnida; Scorpiones; Buthidae. The transcript has a single exon. Bases 79 to 450 code for a protein of 123 amino acids. Gene Ontology annotation, cellular component: nucleosome.
UAAAUACUUUGCUCGCCAUACGAAAAAUCAUUUUUCAUUUCGUUGUUGAUCUGUCAUUACUGCGUAAGAGAUUCAAAAAUGUCUGGUCGUGGUAAAGGAGGUAAAGUUAAGGGAAAGAGCAAGACUCGUUCCAGCCGUGCAGGAUUGCAGUUCCCCGUAGGAAGAAUUCAUCGACUGUUGAGAAAAGGCAAUUACGCCGAGAGAGUAGGUGCUGGUGCUCCCGUCUAUUUAGCUGCCGUAUUGGAAUAUCUAGCCGCUGAAGUAUUGGAGUUGGCAGGAAAUGCCGCAAGAGACAAUAAGAAGACAAGAAUCAUACCGAGACAUCUUCAAUUGGCCGUAAGAAAUGACGAAGAAUUGAAUAAACUGCUUUCUGGUGUCACCAUCGCCCAAGGUGGUGUCCUUCCUAACAUCCAAGCAGUGUUGCUGCCCAAGAAAACCGAAAAGAGUUAAAUCUCUUUCAUCUAUUCAACGGCCCUUUUCAGGGCCAAUUCUUUCUUGGUAAAGAGUAGUCGUUGGUGUCGAUUUUAAACGUUUAUAUUUGACUUGAUUUAAUUGCUUUUUAUUCUAAAUUAAUUUUAAGAAACGUGUAAGUAUCGGAUUUUAUAAAUUUUGAAUGUGUAUUUGAAAUUAAAAUCGUAUAUAUAAGGAACUACAGAUGUAAUUGUAAAAAAUAAAUGUUCAGUUUAAACAGGUAA